AUGGGCGAAAACGAAAGCGUCUCUCUUGGGGCAAAUACCCCACCCGCGCAAACGAGAUCGCCACUGCUCCCAAGGAAUCUCUCUCCGCCUGCGAUACCAGUCAGAAGGAUCCGGCGCAAGACUUCCUUCGUCCUUCGAUCAGACUCCGACGAUAACAUCUCAACUUCGCACGAUUCGAUAUUCGAAGCCAGCUGUCUUUCGGGUAGCGACGAGAACUGGAACGGAAUUGCCCUUGCCACGCUGUCUGAGACCAAGCCAUCAACCGGUGAACGAAAGAAUGAUGAAAAUGCACGGGAGAGGGUUACACAUCCAACCAGGACGUCGGUCCAGGACGUCGAGUUUCGGUACGGCCGUGGAACGGUGCUUGUCCCAAUAAAGGAGCAAACAAGCUAUACUACUAUUGGCUCCCUCGCGCGUUCCAAGUCGGUUAAUGACAUGACGAAGUUUCCGUUUCUCACUCAUCGCGACAGUUUCACGGUUGCCAAAAGCCCGCGUUGCAAGCAGUCCUUCAGUCUGGAUGACAUUGCUAGAACUCAAGAACCAUAUCAUGAUGCAUGUGCGAUUAUUGAGGGAGCAUUGACUACAUCUAUUGCAAUUCAUGAGGUAUAUGCAGAGCCCAAAGCUCCUCUCCACGCACCGUUACAACGACGACCAACGCCCCCCGGCAUGCCAUCUUGGACGGGAGGCCAAAAUAUCCCCCCACGACCACGACAAUCUGCUCCUCAACAAUCCCGCCUUCAAAGGUUUUUGGGCCUCCCAGCAAGCUUCACUCUAUCUUCUCGAAUGCCACGUCAUUGUCCAAACAAUGGAACCAGAUCUGUAUCUGCCCCUGUAAAUCGACGGGUUCCAGUAUUCAGGCCACCCAGGAGCGUAUAUGGACAUAUUGUCCAACAUCCGUUCAAUAAUGCUCCCGUAGCAGCAGUUCAGCAGCGAACUACACAUGUUACCAGCUCGGAAAACACGUCUAGAUUGAGAAAGCAACACAGACUCGGCCAACAAGUACGCUUCACGCCUUCCGCUACAGCAAGAGAUUCUGAAAUGAACACUCUUCGAAAUGCAAUUGAAUCGACUAGUACCUCUGCGUUACACCCGAUGGCGAUUGGCCCGAUCCCGAUGGAAGCAAUCCCGAAUUCUCCUCAGGUGCCAUCAACUAGAAAAUGUCCACAUGGAAAAAAUCGGAAGGCACGCCUCGAAGGUUUGCAUCAUGGUGUGAAUUCCCAGAACGCAGCUCCAGCCAAUACCGAAAACAUGUCAUCUCUAUCCCCAACUCGCUUGAAUCCCGCCAAUAUCAUAACACCAACAUCCUCGCCAACAUCCUCACCAAGCGGACCAAAUUCAGUCGCGUCAUCGCCUCGAGUUUCUACUGCAGCUGAAUUUGGCGUUACGGGCGAGUGGAGCAGCCGUCCCAUAUCAGCCUCUUCAACAACACAACUUCUAGCGGGUACGGUACCAUCCCCUCGGACAGCAAUGCUGGGCUCACCUAACCCCACCUCAAGAGGUUCAUCCAAAAGACCUUCGCUUGCAAGAAAUGCGAAUAUCAAAAUAGAUGACUCUAGGUGUUGGCGAUGCCAUUUCGUGAAAGCUGCUGAGAAACUGGACCAGUGGUGGGAACGAAGUACAGACUUGUUCUGCUUCAUUUGCUGCGGGUUUGAGGCUGACGAGGAGAUGGGCAUGCACGGCUUUGAUGGCCCAAGUGACCUGGUGGGUCCCAGGAGAAUCAUUCUAGACUCGACGCCUGCAGUUGCCUUGUAA
Molecule: messenger RNA, 1752 nt
Organism: Lachnellula hyalina
Lineage: Eukaryota; Fungi; Ascomycota; Leotiomycetes; Helotiales; Lachnaceae
Exons: 1
Coding region: 1-1752 (583 amino acids)
Source: RefSeq, a predicted model, not a curated record